Molecule: messenger RNA, 1508 nt
Organism: Salarias fasciatus (jewelled blenny)
Lineage: Eukaryota; Metazoa; Chordata; Actinopteri; Blenniiformes; Blenniidae
Product: synaptosomal-associated protein 25
Exons: 8
Coding region: 132-779 (215 amino acids)
Biological process (GO): synaptic vesicle fusion to presynaptic active zone membrane; synaptic vesicle priming; exocytosis
Cellular component (GO): plasma membrane; SNARE complex
Molecular function (GO): SNAP receptor activity; voltage-gated potassium channel activity; syntaxin-1 binding
Source: RefSeq, a predicted model, not a curated record
GGAACAACAGGUUGGAGCAGAGCACCGCGGAGGAUCCGAGCAGGAGAAGCUGCAGGGGGGCUUCCAACUGACGAGAGGUUUUAUUGUCACCGGCUGUCUCUGAGCACACACACACACACACAUACAAACACAUGGCGAACCCGCGAUCCAGCACGCUCGUCUUGACGGAGCAGGAGGAGCUUCAGAGAGGAGCCAAUCGGAUCAUCGAUGAGUCCCUGGAGAGCACACAGAGGAUGGUCCAGAUGGUGGAGGAGAGCAAAGACCUGGGGAUCAGGACGGUGGUCAUGCUGGACGAACAAGGAGAGCAGCUGGAGCGCAUCGAGGAGGGCAUGGACUCCAUCGACAGGGACAUGAGGGAGGCGGAGAAGAACCUGACAGACAUGGCGCAGUGCUGCGGCCUGUGCGUCUGGCCAAUCAGGAAGCUGAAGGCGUUUGAGCAGAGCGGUGCGUACAAAGCUAUUUGGGGCGGAGCCUCCAACCAGGACGGCGUCUUGUCCAAUCAGCCUCCGUCGUCUCGAGUGGUGGAUGAGAGAGAGCAGAUGAUGAUGAGCGGAGGAUACAUACGGAGGGUGACCCACGACGCCCGUGAGGACGAGAUGGAGGAGAACCUGGCUCAGGUGGGCGGCCUGGUGGGGAACCUGAAGAGCAUGGCGCUGGACAUGAGCAGCGAGAUCGACGCCCAGAACCAGCAGGCGGACCGGAUCCGGCUCAAGGCGAUGCACAACAUGUCCCGCAUCGACGCCGCCAACCAGAAAGCCAACAACCUGAUGAAGCGAUAGGCCGCCGCCGCCGCCACGGCCACCACCGCCACCACCGCCACCACCGCCCCGCUCCCGCCACCGCCCCGCUCCCGCCCUGAUCCCGCCACCGCCCCGCCACCACCCCGCUCCGCCCCGCUCCGCCACCGCCCCGCUCCCCCGUUUUCAUGUCACACUGAUGAAAUGUAGAUUUCUGUGGUUUCCCCAUGAUUGUGGUGUCGUGUUCGCUGUUUGAUUUGUUUGCAGAGCCCGGCUGUUCUGCAGCCUUCAUGACCAAAAACAAACAUUUUUGAGACUUUCAGUCAAGUCAAGUUGUUCAAACCACAUUUAACCUUCAAAACGAGGCGACGGCAGCUCAGGAAGCUUCUUAUAUGGUUUUGAUGCACAAACAAAAACUUUAUCGUAUGAUGCAUUUAAGAAGUUAGGGUUCAGAUUAGAGAACAUUUUAUUAUAUUUAACCUUUUUUUCUACUUGAUUUUAACGGUUUUGUUCCUAUUUUCAAGCAUUUUUCAUUGACAAUUAUGGAAAUUUAGUAUUUUUUACCUCCUUUUAAGCAGUUCUCAUGCUUUUUUCCGAACAUAUUUAUGCGCUUUUAGAAAUCCUAGACGUUUCACAUUUUUUUAAGACUUUCUAUCACUUUUUCCCCCUUUCUUGCGGUUUUAGCUGGUUUUUUUCUAAUCUUUCUUGAACCUUUAUUUGAGUCUCUUUUGAACCGAGAGUGACGGAUCGUUUGGAACAGCACUGUGGUGU